CAACAAUGAUGGCGGGGUGCAACUAUCGGCGAACGAAGGGCAGCGGGAGCUCCUGAGAGGCGGGAGCGCUUCCCUCCUCCGCCUCUGCGUGCGUCCCAACGGGGAGCAGAGCCCCGGGAGAAGGGGUGCGGAGGCAGCAGCCGCGGAGCACCCCCGCUCAGCAUGCUCCCUGCCUCCCUCGUGCGGGGCUGCGGGCGGCUGCGGGCCCCGCUGGGGCGGUGGCUGCUGGCGGGGCCGUCCGUCAGGUGGCGGCCGCAGCCCCGCGGCGGCGAGCGGGCUGUGAGUCCCGCUGGGUUCCGGCCGGGAGCCGCCAUCUCCACGCGGGCGGGGGGGCUGAGCGCCGGGAAACCCGGCGGGGACGGCAAGCAUGUGUCGGUGCGGACAGAUCAGAAAGAAGAAACGCUUCUGUCCACUGUUGAGAGAGUGAAAGAAGCUGGAAGAGACUUUACCUACUUGAUUGUGGUGCUUGUUGGAAUUGGUGUUACAGGUGGUUUGUUCUAUGUGAUUUUUAAAGAGCUAUUCUCUUCUUCCAGUCCAAGUAAGAUCUAUGGAGAUGCCUUAGAGAAAUGCAGAUCUCAUCCUGAGGUAAUUGGUGUUUUUGGUGAACCCAUUAAAGGUUAUGGAGAGGCAACACGAAGAGGAAGACGACAGUUUGUCAGUCACAUUGAAUAUGUAAAGGAUGGACUGAAACAUAUGCGUUUGAAGUUCUAUAUUGAAGGCUCUGAACCAGGAAAGCAGGGAACAGUCCAUGUGGAAGUCAAAGAGAAUCCCGAGAAAGGAAGAUUUGAUGUCCGUUACAUACUGGUGGAUGUUGAUUCCUAUCCUAGAAGAACCAUUGUCAUAGAAGACAACAGAUAGCCAAUGAUCAAAGUUGCUGCCUCAUCUUACUGAGUAUUUAAUGAUACUGGUGUAGCCAGUCUACACAUGAAUUGUUUUGUGUUCUCAAUUAUAUCUUUGGGGCUUUCUAUCUAUGCAGCUUGGGGUUUUGUUACGGGAAGUAACCUCUCAGGGCCUCCAUUAAAGUUCAUAACAACAGAUCCAGCAUUUGAGGAGAAACCAAUGAAAAACAGUACAGCCAUUUCUUAGGGAAAUGUCUCUUAGUAAACUGUAUAAUGCUGUUUAAUACACCCAAUAACUGAGGGCUAAGUGGGGAGUUUCUUGUCUUCCUUCGCUUGGAUUUUCUACUAGCUCUACAAUAAAGAAAGUGAUAUUUUAAGUGUA
Messenger RNA from Phasianus colchicus (ring-necked pheasant), 1221 nucleotides. RefSeq names its product translocase of inner mitochondrial membrane 21 (gene TIMM21). Gene Ontology annotation, biological process: protein import into mitochondrial matrix. Lineage: Eukaryota; Metazoa; Chordata; Aves; Galliformes; Phasianidae. The record is from RefSeq and is a predicted model, not a curated record. Gene Ontology annotation, cellular component: TIM23 mitochondrial import inner membrane translocase complex.